Grammomys surdaster is the source of this 2286-nucleotide messenger RNA. RefSeq names its product myelin protein zero like 1 (gene Mpzl1). Lineage: Eukaryota; Metazoa; Chordata; Mammalia; Rodentia; Muridae. The record is from RefSeq and is a predicted model, not a curated record. Gene Ontology annotation, cellular component: focal adhesion; cell surface; membrane. Bases 139 to 951 code for a protein of 270 amino acids. The transcript has 6 exons.
UGGCCACAGGGGCCGGGAGCGGGGAGCCGUGGCGUGGAGGUGUCCUCGCGCCCGCAGCCGCGAUCCGGAGCUGUGUGGUCUCAGGCAAGCGAGCCGACCCCAUCGGGAACCAGGGCGGAACGGAGCGGCGGGAGCAGGAUGGCAGAGGCCGUCGGAGCCGUGGCACUGAUUGCGGCCCCGGCCCGCUGGCGCUGGCUGUGGUCGGUGCUCGCCGCGAUGCUCGGGCUGUUGACAGCUAGAAUAUCAGCCUUGGAGGUACAUACUCCUAAAGAAAUCUUUGUGGUGAACGGGACACAAGGGAAGCUGACAUGCACGUUCGACUCUCCUAAUACAACUGGAUGGUUGACCACGGUCUCCUGGAGCUUCCAGCCAGACGGCACUGACAGCGCAGUGUCGUUUUUCCACUACUCACAAGGACAAGUGUACAUUGGGGAUUAUCCACCAUUUAAAGACCGAGUCACCUGGGCUGGGGACCUUGACAAGAAAGAUGCAUCAAUCAAUAUAGAAAAUAUUCAGGCUGUUCACAAUGGCACCUAUAUCUGCGAUGUCAAAAAUCCUCCCGACAUUGUUGUGCGGCCUGGGCACAUUAGGCUCCACGUGGUGGAAAUAGACAACCUGUUGGUGUUCCUGGUUUGGGUGGUGGUGGGCACUGUCACUGCUGUGGUCCUUGGCCUCACUCUACUCAUCAGCUUGGUCCUGGUCGUCCUCUACAGAAGGAAACAUUCAAAGCGGGAUUAUACUGGCUGCAGUACCUCAGAGCGUUUGUCACCAGUUAAGCAGGCUCCACGGAAGUGUCCCUCCGACACAGAGGGUCUAGUAAAAAGUCCGCCUUCCGCCGGAUCUCACCAGGGCCCAGUCAUAUACGCACAGUUAGACCACUCUGGCGGACAUCACAGUGGCAAGAUUAAUAAGUCAGAGUCUGUUGUAUAUGCGGACAUCCGGAAAGACUAAGAGAACACUGCAAACAUUUCUUAAGCAAGAAACAAAUCCAAAGUGGACUCUUGUGCAGAUAAUGUCCAUAACCGCGUGUGGCCUUGAGGACUCAGGCAAGGACAAGCACAUGUAUACUCAGAGAAGAAAAUGUGUAUAAAGGAUGUGUAUAUUCUAUUUAAUCUUCCUGAUGUGAGAGGCCAGCGUUGCAUGAUGAAAUGGUAUGAGCCUACGUGUGUGUAAAUUGUCUUGCUGUUUCUGUAUAUUCUUUCAGAGUCAUUUCUAGCUGGAAAGUUUCAGAAACAUCCUGUCGUCCCAUGCGUGAUAUGGUUUGCCUUAAUGAAGACUCUGCAGAACUGUUAGUCCUUCAACAGACGUGGCCCUUUCAUCUAAGGGCUCAACCAGUCUAAGCAUUUCUUGUAGUUAGAGACUGAGCGUUCAGUGGAAGUGUGUCUCUCGAAGUAUCAGGACCAUUCACUCUGUGCUCGUGCUAGCUGAUAGACACUGUCCAUCAACCGUGCCACCUGAGGACAGUUUGACAAGGUUUUGUUGAUGCUUUUCUAAAAUAUGAGGGAAUGUUGAACUUGAGAUCAUCCUCAUCACUGUCUUAUUAGCUAAGAUCUCACUGGGUUCUUGUCAGCAUGCAGACAGCUGGCUGUGGUGGUUAAAAGGGUACAAAUUACAGAGCCCCAGCAUGACGUUAACAUGUGAAAGUCUUCAGAGGAAGCCAGCAUCUUCCUUUCUCCUCCUCUUAGAGAUUCUAUGAAUGAACCACACAUUCUAGAUACCUCCUGACACCUCUUUACCGGCUCCUUGUGGUGCUGAGAUGGUGUAUAUGGUGCUAGUUCUCUGUGGGCUUUGUUCAAAUGACACCUCUUCUUAAGGGCGUUCUAAAUCUGGCUCUAUGACCUCCCUGCCCAGUCAGAACCAAAUCCUCUGUUGGCCCAAGCCAGCCUUCUCCCCUAGGCAGAAACAGUUAGCUGCCAGCAUCCUGGACUGAGCCUGCAGCCUGGUUCCAGCUGCUUGCUGGACAAUGUGCAGACCUCAUGGCCUGACUCCACACACCACCUCCUUUGGAGUAUCCGGUCUCUUUCCUGCAACUCCGAGUUCUGGGCCUGGCUACAGAUAACAGUGAGGUCACAUCCAGAUGGCAGACCUGUGCUUCCUGUGUCUUCUACCAGAAGAGUGCAUGCGAAUGGAUAAGAGACAGCUAAAAGGGAUGGUUUUUAAAAUUCCUGUCUGUAUUUUUCUCAUGGAAAUGUAUCCAGCUAGGAGAGAUACCAAGUUCAUUGUUACUUUUUGAUAUUUUCAUUUGUACUUCUGUGAAUAUUUUAAUACAUCUUUUUCAAUUUCUGA